UACAAACAAGUUGCUUUUAUUUUUACUUAAAACAAUUACUUUUACUUUUACACUUGUUGUGUGCGCACGUGCGCGGUCAUUCUUUUCUGUUUACAACUGCAUGCCGCAAGAGCUUUAGCACAACUGUUAUACUCUCUGCUGCGCAAAAGUUUUGCGGUACAGCAACAGUUACAAAUACUAAGAGCAUGAAGGAAAAGGAGACUAUAGCUGAGGGAGGAGAGCAGGGGCUGCCGGAAUCGCUGCUGAAAAUAGCAAAGCGUGAACUUCGCGAAGACAAGUGUACGCGGGAACAGAGUCUGGACCAGUUGCGUGCCUGGGUGCAAAAGAACGAGGAUCUGCAAAAUGUGCGCUGCGAUGAUACGUUCCUGCUGCGCUUCCUGCGCGCCAAGAAGUUUAGCGUGCCAAUGGCAGAGCAGACGCUGCUUAAGUAUCUGAAUAUAAGGCGCACAUUUCCACACAUGUCCACCAAACUAGAUUUUUUGGAGCCGCGCCUAGGAGACCUAAUCGACCAGGGCUAUAUAUUUGCGGCGCCACGGCGCGACAGACACGGCCGUCGGGUGGUAAUCAUCAAUGCCAAAGGCUUGAAUCCAAAGGUGCACACUAGCUGUGAUCAGGCAAAAGCGCAUUUUCUCACCUACGAGUGUCUGAUGGAGGAGCAGGAGACGCAGAUUACCGGCCUAAGUCAUGUGGGUGACUUUGCGGGUGUGACCACCGCCCACGUGACGAAUUGGAAUCCCACAGAGUUUGCCCGAAUCUUCAAAUGGGGCGAGCAAUCGUUGCCAUUGCGCCACAAGGAGAUUCAUCUAAUCAACGUUCCCUCCACGCUCAAGUGGUUGAUUGACUUUGUCAAAAAUCGCGUCAGCUCCAAGAUGAAAAACCGCCUCAUUAUCUAUGGCAGCGAGAAGGAAUUGCUGAAGGCCAUGGACGCCGACUGCUUGCCAGAAGAGAUGGGCGGUCAUAUGCCCAUGCGCGAGAUGAUUGAGCUAUGGAAGCAGGAGCUUGCACGCAAGCGCGAGCUCAUACUCGGCUUGGAUCAGAGCAUGCUGCUCUCGGAUCGAGGCAUACAGCGGCGCAGCAGCUAUAACUCCGAGAAGAGCAGCGCCGGCACCAAUUUUGUCUCACAAAUCGAAUCCAUUGAGGGCAGCUUUCGCAAGCUCGAGUUUGAUUAGCAGACAUAUAUUUCUAUAAGU
Messenger RNA from Drosophila busckii, 1190 nucleotides. RefSeq names its product alpha-tocopherol transfer protein-like (gene Cralbp). Gene Ontology annotation, cellular component: membrane. The transcript is spliced from 2 exons. Lineage: Eukaryota; Metazoa; Arthropoda; Insecta; Diptera; Drosophilidae. Bases 186 to 1169 code for a protein of 327 amino acids. Gene Ontology annotation, molecular function: phosphatidylinositol bisphosphate binding. The record is from RefSeq and is a predicted model, not a curated record.